CAAAAAUUUUAUAGUCGUAAUUCUUAUUCACUUUUCUUGCCAAGAGUCAGUCGUUUGGAAGGGCGCCGAAAUUUAAUUUUUUUUCAGAAAUUGUUUCUAAAUUGGCAUUUUGUGACAGUCUGCAUAAUAAAAGUAAAUGGAACUAUACAUAAAUUGAUAUAUACUGUAUCAAAGAUCAAUUAAAUGUAGAUAUAUCAUUUGGAAAGAGAUGAUAUAUACAUUAUGAAGCUAACUUCUUUUUGUGAUUUGGACCGAAUUUCAAUGUAAUUUUAUCUACAAAUGUUGGAAUGUUAUGCAACUACAAAUGCCAAGGCUUCAUCUAACUUUCUUCAGAAUAAUUCAUGUGAGUUAUAAAUUAUUGCAAGUGUCACGAUCUUUCACAACCAAGCCGACUAUGGUACGUGUGUUGAAUGUGGCAGAGAAAAAUGACGCUGCUAAGUCAAUAUCAGAUAUUAUGUCAAGAGGUGGAUAUAGAAGAAGAGAUGGAUUUUCUGUGUAUAACAAGAUUUAUGAGUUUGACUACAAUCUAAUGGGGCAAAACGUUACAAUGACUAUGACAUCUGUAUCUGGACAUCUCCUGGGACUGGAAUUCACUGGGCAGAAUAGGAAAUGGCAUGGGUGCAGUAUUCAGAACUUGUUUGAAGCUCCUGUUGUUAAAGAAUGUCCUGAAAACUUUAUAGAUAUCAAGCAUACACUUGAACGAGAGGUACGAGGUUGCCAGAAACUUGUUAUAUGGACAGAUGGAGACAGAGAGGGGGAGAACAUUGGGUUUGAGAUCAUACAAGUCUGCACAGCAGUGAAACCAAACAUACAAGUCUUUCGAGCCAGGUUUUCAGAAAUCACACCCCAGGCUAUAGCGCGGGCCUGUGCUAACUUACAGCCCCCUAACAAGAACAUUAGUGAUGCUGUGGAUGUCAGACAAGAGUUGGAUCUUAGAAUAGGAGCUGCUUUUACAAGAUUCCAGACUUUGCGGCUACAAAAGGUAUUCCCAGAUGUCCUUAGCAACCAGGUGAUCAGCUAUGGGAGCUGUCAAUUCCCAACUUUAGGCUUUGUUGUGGAGAGAUAUAAACAAAUGCAACAAUUCAUUGCAGAACCAUUCUGGAAAAUCAAAGUGAUUCACACUUCAGAAGAUGGGACUUGUGAAUUUUCCUGGAAAAGAGUAAGGCUGUUUGAGCAAACUGCUGUAUUAGUGCUAUAUCAACACUGUCUAGAUGACCCUCUGGCACGGGUUAUUGAGAUAAAGACCAAACCAAAGUCUAAAUGGAGACCUGUUGCCCUAGAUACAGUGGAGAUGGAGAAAUUAGGUUCCAGAAAGUUACGCAUUGGGGCAAAGGAGACAAUGAAGAUCGCUGAGAGUCUCUAUACAAAGGGUUUCAUAUCAUACCCCAGGACAGAGACCAACCAGUUCCCUAAAGAUUUGGACCUAAAUGCACUCGUUCAGUUGCAGACAGCAGACCCUAACUGGGGAGGUUUUGCUGCAAAUCUUUUGCAAACAGGAGCCACUCCACGCAAUGGCAAGAAGACAGACAACGCUCAUCCCCCUAUACAUCCCAUUAAAUAUACAGACAGCUUACGGGGAAAUGAUGCAAAGUUAUAUGAGUUCAUUGUCCGCCAUUUUCUUGCGUGUUGUUCCCAGGAUGCACAGGGACAGGAAACUACAGUUGAGAUUGACAUAGCUCAGGAACGGUUCACAGUGAGUGGUUUGAUGAUCUUGGCUCGCAAUUAUUUGGAGGUCUACCCCUUUGAUAAGUGGAGUGAUAAGGUUGUGCCCCGCCUUCAGCAAAAUGAGACAUUCCAACCAACCUCUAUAGAGAUGGUUGAUGGAGAGACUUCAGCGCCAUCUUUACUCACAGAGGCAGAUCUAAUAUCUCUGAUGGAGAAACAUGGAAUUGGUACUGAUGCGACCCAUGCAGAACACAUUGAGAAAAUCAAAGAGAGGCUAUAUGUCGGGGUUGGAAACGAUGGCAGGUUUCUCCCUGGGGAGCUGGGAAUGGGACUGGUAGAGGGGUAUGAUGCUAUGGGUUUUGAGAUGUCCAAACCACACUUGAGAUCAGAGUUAGAGGCUGAUCUGAGUCGCAUAUGUGAUGGAAUAAAGAAUAAAGAUGUUGUUUUGCAAGAGCAAGUUAACAAGUAUAAAGAAGUAUUCAUGGCAGCUGCGGACCAGGCAAACAGAAUAGACGAGGCAUUAGCAGCCUACUUUGGGGAGGCUCAAGAAUAUACACCUCAGAAUGAUGGUGCUGCAAUGUCUCAGCCAGUCAUGCAAUGCAGUAUUUGUAACAGUGAUAUGCAACUCAGGACAAAGAAAGAUGGAAACGGGUAUUUCAUAAGUUGCAGUGGCUACCCACAAUGUAAGAAUGCUAUAUGGCUGCCAUCCUCUGUGGUCUCAGUAGAAGUCUCUAACACUCACUGUGAACAGUGUCGGUCAAGACCUCGGCUUCUAGAUUUCAAAUUCAGACGAGGCUCUAUGCCGCCAUCUAUCCCAAGUCAGUACACUGGCUGCAUAGGAGGAUGUGACGAUGAUCUGAUUGAGUCACUGGACAUUAAACACCAACUUAAUAGAACUGCAAACCAAAUAAAUACACAACAAAAUAGGACUCAAAAUGCUAGGACUCAAAAUAAUGGGACCCAAAACACUAGACAAGGAAUUGAUAUGAAUCCACCUAGGAAUAUUGGAGGAAGGGGUGCUAAUAUGGGAGGUAGGGGUGGGAAUAAUGGGGGAAGGGGAAGAACUAUAGGAGGGAGGGACAGUAAUGGACACGGUGGAAAUAAUCAAAAUACAAGAGGAUUUGGGAAUAACACCCAGAAUACACGGAACUUUAGUGGUGCUAGUAAUGCGAGUACGAGAGGAGGUGGUGAUGCCUCCAGGGGUAGGGGAGUAAUGAGACCUCCCCUGCAGCCAGUGUCACGGGGUGGGGAAGGGGAUGGGGAGAAUUCUACCGUGUGCAACUGUGGCGAAGAUGCUGUCGAGAGAACUGUCAGGAAAGAAGGACCAAAUACAGGUCGAAAGUUUUAUGCAUGUGGCAAAGGCCAGGAGGGAGGCUGCGGCUUCUUUCUAUGGACAGAUCAGGAUGGUGGGGGAGGAGGUGGAGGAGGAGGUGCAGGAGGGGAUAGGGGAGUUGGAGGGGGCCAGGCACAGAACAACCAACAACAAGGACAUAGGUACAACAGAGACAGAGGACCUGCUGAUUACUCUGCUGACAACCAGGAUGAUGAGGAGGUGAAGUGCAACUGCAAUCAGCCAGCAAAAAGUUUAACUGUCCAAAAGGAAGGGCCAAACCAAGGGCGACCAUUCUAUGGAUGUAUGAAACCAAGAAAUGAGGGUCAGUGUGGAUUUUUCCAGUGGGGAGACCAACCAGCAAAUCCUAAUCCACCAGGUGGAAGAGGAGGGUAUUCCAGAGGAGGUAUGCAACCAGGGGGCUACAGAGGAGGUUAUCAAAGAUCAGGGGGAGGAGGACAGGCUACUAGGGGCAAGAGGAAAUGUUCAGUAUGCCACAAUGAAGGACACACCAAGAACAAAUGUCCAAGAACAAACUCUUGACAAAAUAUGAUCUUAGAAGAUUGUGUAGUCAUCAGUCUAGAAAUAGACCAAUCAGGUCAACCAUGCCACUUACUGGUUAUGAUGUUAUUCUUCCACUUUUUGAGCCAAAAUAGGAUUAACGUAUUACAAAAUUUUAAAAACUAGUACGAGCUUUAUCCUAUCAAAACAUACAUUGCUGGAUUUAUUGUACAGGUAUAUUUCUCUGUUUUCUAUCUGGUAGGACAUGAUAUGGUGGUCCAUAUUUACUCUUAUACUGUAUGGGUUAAAAGAGCAUCAGCAUUUUUCAGGUUUUUAAAUAAAGUACAGAACAUGACAAAGAUGUAGGAGAAUCACACUAUUAGUUGAUGAAUUGUUUAAUAUUUGCAUUUAUCUGAUCAAGAAAUUCAGUUUCUUAUCCAGUCAAUAUUUUAGUUGAAAAUCGAAUGCAUGUAUCAUCUUCGAAUCUUGUAUAAAAGUUUCAACAAAACAAAUGAUUUAAAACAUUAACAUACAUCUGUGUAGAUGUUGAUUUAUUCAUAGUUAUACAGUAUAUACUACUAGGUUGUAAUACUACAAUGGCCAAUGUAAGAUAUAUUACAUGUAUGUUAAACUACAGAUGUAAACACAUGUAUUUAAUGGAGGUUCAAAUGAAAUAAGCCUAUUUGAUUCUGAAAUGAAACUUUCAUAUGCCAUAAUAAACUGCAAAAUUAAAUAAAUAUUGUUAAGUGCUUGUAAAAAUGAAAUACAUUUGGACAUGAAAGAA
Molecule: messenger RNA, 4280 nt
Organism: Owenia fusiformis
Lineage: Eukaryota; Metazoa; Annelida; Polychaeta; Sabellida; Oweniidae
Source: the annotation of a GenBank genome assembly